UUUUUUGUCUUUGAGUUUGAGUUCAUAUUCAGUUUCUUUUAGCUGUUUGGCUCAUGUAGCUUUCUUCAUUGUGCUGUUGUUCCUACAACAGUCUGAUAGAGGUUUGGGUGUGGACGGCCGAGGUGCCUGUGGUUGGCGCCCGAGGGGGAUUUUGUAUAGCGAUUCCUCCUCGCGAUUGCCAUGUCGGCCAGUCUUGUUCAGCUGCUGACCAGCCGCUCGGCAUUAUGCACAUUGGGACAGUCAACACCACGUGUCCAGCCUGUUGCGGCCUUGGGACACAGUCUAGUUGGGCAGGUCCGUCACAAGCCUCACAAAGUCAUGAUACAUGGUACCAAGAAGACGGCGCCAGUGCGAGGCAUGAGGGCGAGAUUGUUCAAAGCAAAGCUGCCAAUGCGUACUGAACUUCAUCAGGUGCUGGAUGUUAUAAAGCCGCUUAAGAACCUACAUCCGGAUGAGCUUGCCAAAUUAAAGGACGAAAAUCGCUUUCUGCCUCGCUCCGCGGAGGCUGCUAUUCCUCUGAAGCCGCUGGAAGAGGGAGAAGUUGGCUUGACUGAACCAGCUGCUCGCGCCGAUUUCUUGAUCGACCAUACCCUUAUUAAUCAAAGGCUUAGAAAGCCACAUAUACUGAAGGACUCGCCGACGCUAGCGAAGUUUUCUGGUCUCCGUGUCCGGGCCACUGGAAGUGACAAGAUCGUCUUGGAGACGUUCAUAAAGGACGUCCGGCGAUUUGCAACCAUUAUCGGUGUUCCCCGACAAGGCAUGCUUGGCUUACCUGACCAGGAGAAGGAGGUCCGAGUUCUGAAAACUCGAAUCAGUGGAAAGCGCGAAACAAGGGUCGUGGCCUACAACCUUGACGUCUUCACUAGAACGAUACAGUUACCGAGCUUCCCUGGCUUUUAUACGGACAUUCUCACCAUGAUGUUGAUGAAGUAUGCCCCGGCUGGCAUUGACAUCGUCAUAGAAGUGAAAUCAACUGGUGCUGUAGGUGCAGCGUUUGCUACCAAGGACAUGAGAAGCACAGCUGCCAAGAUGGCCAAGAAGGCAAUGAAGGGCAGUGGCAAGAUGAGAGUCAUGUAGCUGCAGCACUAGGGCACAAACUCACCGUCGUUAUGCCCAGCUGGCGCUCCGUGUUUGCCGCCUCUUGUGUAUGGACACAAGCAGCAGAGGGUCACAGUGACCUUCUCUAUGUGAGGUGCUGCUGUGCUUGACCCAUUGGAGCAGCUUGCCAGCUUAAACCUAUUGGAGCGGCGUGCCAGCUUUCUGUCUCUCAUCUCCCUAGCAGUGCGAUACCGUGUGAUCGUGUCGUUAUCGGCUGGACCUCGAGUACAUUUUGCCUGCAUGCUCAUGCGCUGCUCGACUUGACGAUCGAUGGGUGUAGAUUUAUUCGAAUUUGUUUGAGACUGAA
Sycon ciliatum is the source of this 1405-nucleotide messenger RNA. RefSeq lists its product as uncharacterized. NCBI's taxonomy places the organism in Eukaryota, Metazoa, Porifera, Calcarea, Leucosolenida, Sycettidae. The transcript is spliced from 8 exons. The coding region runs from base 181 to 1077 and encodes 298 amino acids. The record is from RefSeq and is a predicted model, not a curated record.